Messenger RNA from Nycticebus coucang (slow loris), 2002 nucleotides. RefSeq names its product survival motor neuron protein. Gene Ontology annotation, molecular function: RNA binding. The coding region runs from base 56 to 937 and encodes 293 amino acids. Gene Ontology annotation, biological process: mRNA processing; regulation of alternative mRNA splicing, via spliceosome. The record is from RefSeq and is a predicted model, not a curated record. The transcript has 8 exons. Gene Ontology annotation, cellular component: cytoplasm; precatalytic spliceosome; nucleus. Lineage: Eukaryota; Metazoa; Chordata; Mammalia; Primates; Lorisidae.
AGCCGUCACGCAGCCGGGAAAGAACCCACGCCGCGCAUCCCGCGCUAGGCUCGCCAUGGCCAUGGGCGGCGGUGGAGGUGGAGGUGCGGUCCCGGAGCAAGAGGACUCAGUGCUGUUCCGGCGAGGUACAGGCCAGAGUGAUGAUUCUGAUAUUUGGGACGAUACGGCAUUGAUAAAAGCUUAUGAUAAAGCUGUGGCUUCAUUUAAGCAUGCUCUAAAAAAUGGUGACAUUUGUGAAACCUCAGAUAAACCAAAAGGCACACCUAGAAGAAAACCUGCUAAGAAGAAUAAAAGCCAAAAAAAGAAUACUGCAACGCCCUUGAAACAGUGGAAAGUUGGUGACAAAUGUUCUGCCAUUUGGUCGGAAGAUGGUUGCGUUUACCCAGCUACCAUUGCCUCGGUUGAUUUUAAGAGAGAAACCUGUGUUGUGGUUUACACUGGAUAUGGAAAUAGAGAGGAGCAAAAUCUGUCUGAUCUACUUUCCCCAACCUCUGAAGUAACUAAUAAUAUAGAACGGAAUGCUCAAGAGAAUGAAAAUGAAAGUCAAGUUUCAACAGAUGAAAGUGAGAACUCCAGGUCUCCUGGAAAUAAAUCAAAUAACAUCAAGUCAAAAACUACUCCAUGGAACUCUUUUCUCCCUCCACCUCCCCCCAUGCCAGGGUCAGGACUGGGACUAGGAAAGCCAGGUUUAAAAUUCAAUGGCCCGCCGCCACCGCCGCCGCCACCACCACCCCACUUCCUGUCAUGCUGGCUGCCUCCAUUUCCUUCUGCCCCACCAAUAAUUCCCCCACCACCUCCCAUAUGUCCAGAUUCUCUUGAUGAUACUGAUGCUUUGGGAAGUAUGUUAAUCUCUUGGUACAUGAGUGGCUAUCAUACUGGCUAUUAUAUGGGUUUUAGACAAAAUCAAAAAGAAGGACGGUAUUCACAUUCCAGUUAAGGAGUAAGUUCCAUCAUUAUAAAAGUUAAUCUUACUUUUGUAUAAAUUUUAAUGGUUUGUGAAAAAUAAAUGUUUUUGAACAUUAAAAAAAUUGAAAGUCGAAAGCUUAAUGUAACACAACAUUAAAGAGAUUUUGAUGCCAAAGGUAUUAGAUAAAAGAUUGAGGUCUGUGUCUCCCCUAGCAUUCUCAUGGUGUCAAAGUGUCAUCUCAGCAAAUACUUGCUAGUUGGUUGUGUGGAAGAAACACACUUCUCUAAUAAAGAGAUCCUUAGAGUCUGAUUACAUUUUGCAUCACUAGCAAUCAGAUCAUGGGGCAUUUUUUUUUUGAUUUGUGAUGCUGUGUGUAGUGUAUUUCCUAUGAAGUGUUCUCACCAAAAAAGUUUAACUGGAAUUUAGUCAAGCCUUUAGAUCUAAUUUCAUGUUUGCAGGAAAUACUGAGGAUAGAGCAACAAGUUAAAUGGCACCACUAAAGAAAUGAUCAGACAGGUCCAGAAUGUGGAAUGCUGUAGAAGAUAAUGGCCUUGUUUCUUCAAAAUAUCAGAGUUGGGAAGGAAAAAAGGAGGUGCGAAUGGGUAACUGUUCUGGAUUUAAAGUUGCUUAAGAGACAUAACCAAAUGCAAUGUGGAAUCCUUGAUUGGACCCUAUUUUAAAAAACACCUGACUUCAGGUAGGGGAAAUUGAGAAAAUGAAUAUGGACUGGAUUUUAAAUGAUAUUAGACAAUUAUUGCUAAUUGUAUGAGCUGUGAGAAGGAUGUUGUAGUUUAGAAGGUUGUAGUUCUCAACCUUCCUAAUUCCACGAACCUUUAAUACAGUCCAAAGGGGCUGCGACCCACAGGGUAAGAACCGCUGUUUUAGAAGAAUGUUUUAAUUUGCAUACUCAAAUAUUUUUUGAAUGAAUUGUUACAGUGUCUCCAAAAUAUUUUGAAAUGGUUUAGCAAAACAUAUGUGUGAAGCAUAAAUGGCAGAAUGUUAAUGACUAACUGGUGUGUAUGUGGAUGUUCCCUGUGCUAUUUUUUUCUAUUUUCUGUAUGUUUAAAAUAUAUAAUAAAAAUACUUGAUUUUUUA